ACGUGACCACUGGCUCUGGUGGGCUGGAGAAUUCUGGAUAAGUGAUGGUUGACCUUCCGCCACCACCCGCUGGCCCUCAUCCCAACAUGCCACAGCGCGAACGCCCAAAAAGCUGGCAAAGAUUUUUGGAGCAUUUCGGUGUGGGUGAGGAUGAGGCAAGCGACAGGUUGGAGUUCUCACCGCUUUUGGGGAGCGAGCAGCCAAGAAGACCUCCCCGUCGAGCCCCACAACGAAUAAUCACCGGUGAUGGUGCCGCGACUGUCAUAUAUCCAAACACUCCUGCCACAUUGACCACGCCGCCAACAUUCUCGUUUGACCUACCGUCUGCUCUUGAAGAUACCCUUCCUUCCCCUCUCUACCGCUCCCAUGUUGCCGCUCUAAAUGCUCUCCUUCGAUCAGCGCAUGAUCGUCGACGUAGUAAAUACGUCGGAUUUUGUCUUUUGUUGGCGACGUUCGGUGCCAUUGUAUGCGCGCUGAGCUUGUGGUUAGCAAUCAAAGAAAAUGCGUAUUGGGCGGGUGGGAUUUGUGUAGCGCUGACGGUGGCUCUAUGGGCACUGCAACCUAUACUUGCGCGAGCAUGGUUUGCUGAUCUUUUGGAUACUGUUGAGUCGGAGGUCAAUCGGAUACUGGUUGAAUGGAAUGCCAGGGCUCCCAAGAAUGUUCGCUUCCAAAUCCUGGGAGCGGGAAAUGUUGCGGUACACCCUCGUUACGGUCUUGGCGAAUCAGCGCCUUCCGAACCGGAACUACAUGUCAUCCUUUUGGAUUCACCCGCUAGCAGACGGCAUUCCUACUAUGAAACAGGGCCAUCAGACGUCCUGAUAUCUCCUGAUGGAGACGGGCUGAUGUUAUCCGUCAAAGUCGUACCCCGACAAGAGGGGUAGGACAUCAUGUUCACUUUCACGUUAUUUCAGUAAUUCCUGUAUUAUACUUUAGUUUAAUGCCUUUAGUGCUCUUCGAGUACUUUGAUUUCCUUAUCAAUAAUCAUACGAAUCUGUACCUUGCAAUAAACUCAUUUCGGUCGCCUGGAUGAGAAGUGAGCAACUCGAGUAGAGAUCUUGUUACGAUGUACUCCAGCCAACCCACACUCCACGACAUCUUUUCUCAAUGGCUGGACUUCCUUCCCGACCUUGAGCAUAUUGGUCAAACCUCGGUAUAUCUUGUCCGCUCAAAUUGCUUCUAGGAUAUAUAUUAUACAGUUUACGUUACUAAGCCUGAGCCUUCCCAGCCUGCCCUUGUUCCUUCUGUAGCAAAGCUACCCUCAAAUUGAUCAAAUCUGUCAAAUCUGCAAAGGAAACAAUUGCGUGAGAAGGCACAUCCAGACGCCUCAACUCUAGUUGACGAUCGAAACGGUUCGAAAAC
Spizellomyces punctatus DAOM BR117 is the source of this 1359-nucleotide messenger RNA. RefSeq lists its product as uncharacterized. Bases 45 to 881 code for a protein of 278 amino acids. The transcript is spliced from 3 exons. The record is from RefSeq and is a predicted model, not a curated record. NCBI's taxonomy places the organism in Eukaryota, Fungi, Chytridiomycota, Chytridiomycetes, Spizellomycetales, Spizellomycetaceae.